Molecule: messenger RNA, 1602 nt
Organism: Aspergillus campestris IBT 28561
Lineage: Eukaryota; Fungi; Ascomycota; Eurotiomycetes; Eurotiales; Aspergillaceae
Product: cytochrome P450
Exons: 3
Coding region: 1-1602 (533 amino acids)
Molecular function (GO): oxidoreductase activity, acting on paired donors, with incorporation or reduction of molecular oxygen; monooxygenase activity; iron ion binding
Source: RefSeq, a predicted model, not a curated record
AUGAUCGAGAUCCCCCUGUCAGCGGUUUAUGUCGCGCUGGCUGCCUAUGCGUACUACUUCUCGUCUCUAACCCAGUUCCUCCUGUUGUCCUUCGCAGCGACCAUCCUCAAGACCUUCUACGGCACCGUCCUGUACCCCGAGUACUUCACCCCGCUGAAGCAGGUCCCUACUCCGCCGAACCGCUCAUGGAUCACCGGCAACUCAAGAUCGCUGCUCGACAAUUUCCCCUUCAAUACAUGGGGCACAUGGGCGAAGGAGUUGCCCAAUAAUGGACUCCUGCGAAUCUAUAUGCCGGCAGGGAUGGAGCGAUUGACCGUGACAAACACCAAGGCUUUGAGCGAGAUGCUGGUUCAGCGCGUCUACGACUUCCAGAAGCCCGAACUGUCUCGUAUGAGUCUUGCGCGCGCCGCGGGGGAUACGGGGCUCCUUCUUCUUGAGGGGGAUGAACAUAAGCGACAACGGCGAAAUCUGAUGCCGGCAUUUUCCUACCGCCACAUCAAAGACCUGUACCCGAUCUUCUGGUCCAAGAGCAUCGAAAUGGUGAACCUGAUGAAAGAGGACCUCCAGAAGCGCCCCGACCCCUCGAACAACGUCGUUAAAAUCGGCGCGUGGGCCACCCGCGCGGCCCUAGACAUCAUCGGAGUAGCCGGCAUGGACCACGAUUUCGAGGCCCUACGCGACCCAGACAACGAUCUCGCCAAGGCCUACGAAGCCAUCGUCAGCUCCGCCCCGCCCUUGACACAGAUCUGCUUCAUCCUCUUCGUCGUCCUCGGCCUCGGAAAGCUCGCCAUCAAAGCGCCCCUCAAACACAACCGCGACAUCAGCACCAGCGCCGACCUAGUCCGCACCGUUGUCCGCAACGUGAUCACCGAAGGGAAAAAAAAGAGAGACUCAAGCAGCAGCGACAGCAUCACCCCCAAAGUCGACAUCCUCUCCGUCGCCCUCCAAAGCGGCGCCUUCACCGACGACGAGCUCGUCGACCAGAUGAUGACCUUCCUCGCCGCGGGCCACGAAACAACCGCCACAGCCCUCCAAUGGGCCAUGUACGCGCUCUGCAAGCACCCCGACGUGCAGACCCGCCUCCGCGAGGAAGUCCGCGCCCGCCUCUCCCCCUCGGCUCCCAUCGCCGCACCCACCCUCGACAGCCUGCACUACCUCCACGCCGUAUGCAACGAGGUCCUCCGCUUCUAUCCCUCCGUUCCGGCCACCAUCCGUGUCGCCACGCGCAACACUACCCUCGUAGGCCAACACAUCCCUAAAGACACCAUCCUCAUCGUCUCCCCCCAGAUCAUCAACCAUCUCCCCGAGCUGUGGGGCGACGACGCCGACGAGUUCAACCCCGAGCGCUGGAUGGGGCCUGGCAGGGCUAAUACCGGCGGCGCGACCAGUAACUACGCUUUCAUGACUUUCUUGCAUGGCCCGCGUGGCUGCAUCGGUCAGGGUUUUGCUAGGGCUGAGAUCGCUUGUAUGGUUGCGGCUAUUGUGGCUCGCUUCCAUAUGGAGCUGGUGGAUCCUGAUGCGGAGGUGAAGGUGCGCACGGGAGCCACGGUGUGUCCGGUGGAUGGGGUGAUGGCGAAGUUGACUCCGGUGGCGGGGUGGUAG